Eriocheir sinensis (Chinese mitten crab) is the source of this 3146-nucleotide messenger RNA. RefSeq names its product WD repeat-containing protein 43-like. Gene Ontology annotation, biological process: maturation of SSU-rRNA from tricistronic rRNA transcript (SSU-rRNA, 5.8S rRNA, LSU-rRNA). The record is from RefSeq and is a predicted model, not a curated record. Gene Ontology annotation, cellular component: nucleolus. Gene Ontology annotation, molecular function: protein binding. The transcript is spliced from 11 exons. NCBI's taxonomy places the organism in Eukaryota, Metazoa, Arthropoda, Malacostraca, Decapoda, Varunidae. Bases 223 to 2217 code for a protein of 664 amino acids.
UCGCCAUCAUCAGCACACCACAUGGGGAGGACGCGUGAACGGCCACCCCUGAGGACAUAACUCCCGCCCAACCUUCACAGGGGCCUGCCACCGGGGACACGCGGGGUGCAUGUGACAGACGAGGUGUGCGUGUGUUGCCUUGUGUGUUCCGUGCUCAGAAAUACCCAUGGAGGGCUGGGCGUGCUGAGCUUCCCGCCGUGCCCCCUGCCCAGCGAGAAAACAAUGCAAGGCAAAUUCUACAGCUUCUCCCCCUCUGGGGAGAAGCUGAGCCAAGUUGGACCAGAUGGGAUGGUGAGGGUGUGGGACACAGCCACGGGCAUCCUGGACCAUGAGUACCAGCCAGCCAGCCACCUCAUGGCCAAGCCGUCAUGUAUCCAGUAUUCACCGCAGCUUGAUUACAAGAAGAAGAAAAAGAAGGCACAAGGGGAGAUGGGCAGCAGUGUCCUGGCCCUGGCCACCCUCCAGGGCACAGUGUUGGUGUACAGCCCUGAGAAGAGGGAGCUGCUGGCCACCCUGGAUCACUCUCAGCCUCAGGCUGUGGUGGACUUGGCGUGGCUUGGCCCAAACAUUCUCUUCACCCUAUCUGCAGACAACACAGUAGUGAAGUGGAAUGUUUCUUCCGGUGAAAAAGUAGCGUGUGUGGAGGUGAGUGGCAGCUCCUCUCUGUGUGCACUGGGCCCCAAGAACCUGUGUACGGCCAAGAGCAGGAUUGAUCACAUCAUUUUGAAAAAGACAGGUGGGGCGCAGGUGGCAAAGAGCUUCACCGGCCACGCCUCGCAGGUGGGAAAGAUGGUUCCCUUGCCCACGGAAAGUGACCCAGCCAGAUACUUUCUCUCAUCCUCCCCGGAUGACAGAUUUGUGUAUGCCUGGGAUUUGAGGAGUGAAGGUGAAGAUCCUGUGGCCAGCUUCAUGGUGGGGGACCAGGUGACGGGAGUGGAAGCCACUGAGCUGCAGAAUAACACUGUGACGCUAGCAGUGACCACCCUCAAGGGCUCCCUCGUCCUCUUCAGCCAACACCUCAAUGGGAACACAAACAACACAAUAGUCAAGAAAACAGGACGACUACUGAUCCUGCAGGAGGGGAAGGAGAAAGAAAAGGCUACCCUCCCAAUUUUAGCGGCACACUUCUGCAGGGACAAAGAGAACAGCCUAAUCAUUGCUUAUGGCAACACCUCCAUACUCAAGUUUGAAAGAAUAAGUGCCAAAGAGAUAACUGGCACUAAGAAGCUCCAGAGGGCAGCGCCCAUGUCAGUGGUGACCCAGAAGUCAUCCCUUGCAGAGAUCAUCACCCCUAAAGUGACUCGAGAUGCCACUGUAGUUGGACCUGGACACCUCAUGAUUGCUCAGGCUGAUGCGCCAAGGAGAGAGAACAAGAGGAAGCAAGGGGACGAGGAUGGCACGUUGUCCCUCCCCAUGGAUGAGCGCCUCCAUGCGCUGGUGUUGGACAAGCCCACCGACGCUGCCGCCAUACACCCACCCAAGACAGACAACCAAAUACACUUGUUGCUGCAGGGUCUGCACAGCAAGGAUGGAAGGAUACUGCAGGGUGUACUGAGCUGUGCGGACGAGACUUUGGUGACCAACACUGUUCGGAGGAUGCCGACCCCUGCCGUUGUGCCCCUCCUCAAGCAUCUUCAGACUCUCUUUAUGGGCAAGGGACACAAAAAUGCAGCUUAUGUCACCUGGGUGAGGCUGGUCCUGUACCACCACAUGAGCCACUUGUCCACGCUACCAGACCGCCAGGAGCUGCUGCGGCCCUUCUACUCCAUCAGUGCCUCCCGCGUGGCCUCCUUCAUGCAGUUGACGGAGCUCCACGCACGUCUUGACCUCUCCCUCACCCACGUGGCCACCAAGCACCAGGAGGCACAGCAGUCACAGGUGGAGCCCAGUGCCCUGCUCAUCUAUAGGGAAGAGGAGUCCGAUGAGGAGGAAGAGAUGGAGGUCCCGGGCGGUGUCUCUGAAUCUGAGGACAACUGGGAGGAAUUCUCGGACUAUGGGGAGGUGAACGGCCACACCGACUCUGAGUCCGACCCUGAGGAAAAGCUGCACAUUCCUACCUCCUCCAAACGGGACCUGGAGGAGGAGGACGAGGAGGAGGAAAUGGAAGAAGAUGGGAAAGAGGAGGAGGAAAGCAGUGAAGAAGACACUGAAAGCCAGAGUGACAUGACGGUGGAUGGAAACGAAAGUGACAGUGACAAUCAGAGUAGUGACAAGUGAGGGAGUGGAGGGAGACGCGCCCCACUCGCUAUUUUUGUAAUUCUUUUCUUAACGUGCUGUGAGGUGGAUGCUGCUGCCGCUGCCAAUGCCACGCUGGGAGACGUAGCAUAAUCGAGCAAUGUUGAUCAUUCUGGGUGUUUUAUUUGGGUUUUAUAUAAGAAACACACAUAUACACAUAUAAAGGUGAAUAAUAAAGGCGUUUUUCAUUGUGGUAUUAAAUUUAAGGACACCUGGCUGGCAAAAUUUUAUACCAGGCAAGAUGGAGGAGAAAAUUCAGAGGAGACGGCAGAGAAUGUUAGUGUGUUGUCUUGUCAGUCUCUGAAGUGAAGUAUGUCAUCUGUUGUUGUGGUAAAUAUUUCUACUCCUUCAUCUCCUCCAUCAUUGGUUAUUUUUGCUCUCAUUAUUAUUAUAUUUUUUUCUUUUAAUUUCCUCAUUUUACCCUUUUUAUUGUUUUUCUUCCUGUCACAUCACCACCAGAAUUUGUUGAGGUAAAUUAGACAAAGAAUUCACCUUAAACGCCUCACAUGGUUUUAUAUUAUCUAACAACUCACACUCAUUAUUAUUAUUUUUCUUCAUUUAAUUUCCUCGUUUUACCCUUUUUAUUUUUGUUGUUGUUUUUCAUGUCACAUCACCACCAGAAUUUGUCCAGGUUAAUUAGACAAAGAAUUCACCUUAAAUGCCUCACAUGGUUUUAUAUUAUCUAACAACACACACACACACACACACACACACACACACACACACACACACACACACACACACACACACACACACACACUCAGGGCAGCCGGCCAUCCCACAGUGCCCAGCGUUUGCAGCGAAGUGUUUCAACAGAUGGUGGCUCGUGAAACUAUUUUUUGGCCGAAUGUGGAAAAGAAAAGAAGUUAAGUUUGUAUGCUCCUCAAUGCAAAUAAAUAUGACUUGUUGCA